GUUUAAAAACUGAAACAAAUGUUCAAAACUACUCUUCAGAUUCAACUCUUAUUUUAAGUCUCAAACAUAUUUUCCACUUUCAGAUCUUGUUUUUUUUAUUUUCAAACUUUUUCUUCAGUGAGUUUGCUGGUUAAAGUACUCUAACGCUGAAGUUGAAUUAAUUUUGCCAACAAACUUGUAUAAUGGAGAGACGUUUUUUAUAUUUACUCCAUAUUUGUGUCAUAUGUUUCUGGACUCAUCUCUUCAUCUGUUCUCUUUUUAACAGUCACAUCAGUCUUUUAUACACAAUAAGUGAAACUGAACUACUUGCCUGUUAUUUUCUUGUUAACUAGAUUGUGCCCCGACUUGAUCAUUUUGAUGUAAAUUACUAGUUUUGCUAAUAAUUACCCUAAGCAAUUAUCUACACCAAAACCAGAUGUGUUGUUGCACAACACUGAACUCGAUACAAUUCUUCUAAAAACAUGGGAAAAUAUUCAAAUGUCCCUUUCAAGGCCCUGUAGAGGCAAAGACAAGACAUUUUCUAACAUGAGUGGGGGGAACUUACACGUUUUCCUAACAGCCCUGCUAAAAAAGUCAAAGUAUUUUUGCAGCAGGAAUUUCUGAGAGGGUGUGGUCGCCGCGGGGCUGUUUGGGGGCUGGACAAAAACAAAGCCACUGCCGCUUUCCAACCCUCCCACCCAGACUGCCCCUCUAUUUGUCUCCCUCUGCCGCCGUCUCUCCUGCUUUCCCCUGUUCAGCGACCUGUUUUCGCUCUCUGCAGCGGGUCGCCCGGUGAUGUCACCAUCAGGAAGCCUGAGGUGACCUCCCGCCGUUCCUGUAGCGCGAAAACAGGGGCCGGGACUCGCCGCGCCGUCUCAUUAAGGGCGUUAAAAACAGAGCGCCGAUCCUCUCCGGUCAAAAACCGCUUUCAAAUAAGGACGCCGGCACACUCAAAGUCUGAGGUUGUUUCUCUCUUUUUUUUUUCCCGGAACAUUCUUGGCCGCUCCGCAAAUGUCAUAAAACCCACUUCAUUAAAAGAUAGCAGUCACAAUAUCUACUUAAGUAUUUUAAGCAGCAUUUACAGCACGCCAUUAGGUAUCCCGCUCCGGCGAACUGUACUUUCAGAGACGCAUCGGGUUGUGUUUCUGCGCCCACGCUAGACGAUGACUCAUUACACUAACAGGCCGACUUAAAAUGUAAGCUUUAUGUGUUUAGAUUUGAGGCGAGUGUGUCGGGAGAAUUUUAAAGCUGCUGGUGAAACACGGCAGAAAAUGAAAAUAGUAUCAAGUAUGAGAGUCAGAUCGUCCGGGAAAGAGAAUAUUUUUGAGUGAAUCCAAAACUGUUGACGCCUCAACAUACAUACACUUGGCAGCUGUAACAAGUUACAUUUUUUUUUUUUUUUUUAGGUUUCCCAUCAUUUUUAGGGAUGUGUUUGUGAGUAUUUCUUCCAGAAAUCCAUUUGGGUGGUCAGGCACUGACGAGCAGCAAGGAUCCGUAGGAAGCGAGAGGCAGGAAGAGCUGAAAACUGACUCGGAUGAAAUGGAAGCAAUAUGUGUAAGUGAGAGUGAUUGCUGGCAUGGGAAACAAGUGAUACUGAUUAAGUGUACUUAAAACAGCUGUAGAGGGAGCUUAAAUGGAGGAGCUGGAAAACACCAGGAGAACAUGAGGUUCAGAGGAAGAACACCAAAACAAAACCAAGCGUGACUGAGCACCAAACGAAGGUCUGAGGCUGAGAGCUAGAAAGCAACAGGUGCAGCUAGAAAAGAAAAAAGGUAUGUAGAGAAGUGCAAAGCAUGAAGAGACUACACUUGAAAACCAACACAAAGAACAUAAAGUACAAAACAAAGCUUUCAGAAUGAGCCCAAUGUUCAUAAACAUGUCUAUAUGGACCUUUUUGCAUUGUAACAGGAGCUGCGUCUCCAUUACAAACGUCCACAAAACUUUGUCGAUAUCCCGCUAAUGUCGAAAACACACAAUUGCAAUUAAAACCACACAAUAAGUCCUGCCCUGCCAUCCUCCUCCUACCACUUCCUGUUGUCGUCUUCGUCUUUCCGCCAGCAGUAACGACUGCUUGUUGAUCACACGACUCAUGUGAUGCGCGAAAAAAUGUUUCCAUCGCAGUUAUUUCGAAACAGCUGAAAAACUCACCUCGUCCUCGUGCAUAAACCUUUUAUUAAAAACCUUGACUCCCCGUCCAUGUUUUUUUUUUUAAAUUGGUGUGUUUCCAUUAAGCAAAAUUAGUUUCGUAAUUCCAAUUUCCACAAUUAUUCGGUCAAUGGAAACGCAUCUAGAGUCAUGUUGGAACAGGAAAGUGUAAUCCGCAAACGGGUUCCACGCAAAAAAAACCCCUCCAACCAAACAACAUAAUGGUCUCCGCCCACCUAACUUUACACUGGGCACAAUGCCGUCACCAAGCAAGGUUUAUCUGGCAACCGGCAGACUCAUCCAUCGAAUUUAGCCAGAUAGUGGAGAAAGAUUUAUCAUACCAGCGAACAUGUCUUCAUGCUUCACGCCAUUAUAUUGGACACUUUGUACUGGACUUGGCAGUGUAAUGCUUGGAUGGUCGAGGAAACCUAUUCCGCGAAUCUCUCUAGACUUCUGUCCUCUUCAGUGUUCUGUUGUUUUAGGUGGCCUACCACUGAGUGACUGAGUUGUUGCUGUUUGCAGAAGCAGUCUGCAAACCUACGUGAAUUUAAACACUGGUUGCCAUGGUGUUGACUGACACAGGUAGACUUCAUUCCUAAUGUUGCAGUUCAUGCAAAGUGAGGUGCAGGUACAGCACCUGAUUGACCAGCAUUCCUCAACACUGUUGCUGCUUUCCCCGCAGCCACAAGUGUUGCUUAAAAUGUCAAAACAAGCCUGUCAAACUUUCCUGUAUUUUAGUAUCACAAACAUCUUCUCGAACACAUGAUUUACGGUUUGUCUCUCAUGACUGAACAAAGGAGAUGUAAUCUUUUCCAGUUUUCCCAUCUCCUACUAUCAGCCGUUUUCAUCAGCUUGUGCAACGUCUUAAAGGUGACAUGCUGAAAGAAAUGAUUGUUACAAAAGAUUCAUGUGAUGAAAGAAAAAAAGAAUCAAUCAACAUCUUAGGAUAAAGGCUGCUGCUAAAAAGGGAUUCCUGCCAGAAACAUCCCCACAUUUUGAAAUGAAAAUGAAAGCAAGCUUCUGGUGAAAGAGUUGGGAUCAUUAGGAAAAUCAAUGCAUAUCCGUCAGAGGAAAAACAAAGGCUCGGCACCAUUUCAGCAAAUUAAUAAGUGAUCCCUUUGGACUCAUAAGCACAACAUGUCCAAACAAUGGGCACCUAAUUUCAAAACGACGAGUGCGGCUGAUAGUUACGUAACAGAAACUCUCUUAUCGAAGUAAACACCAGAUAAGCUCUCUGUCAUUAUGUUUCUCUAGGCUGUAGAGUUACACUGCUGCAGAAAUUAGGCUAGAUGUUAUGAGGUUGGCGUUUUGGUUCUGUCUUUAAAACAGAAAACCAGCUAGCUUUAAGGGAAAGCUGCAUAGAGACACUUAAGGAAGCAAUGUUCUUCUGUUGCUCCUCAAGUAGUCAUUGGUUUGCUGAUAAGUAACAAAGGCUGCAUUUCAGUGAAGAACUUAAUUGUGAAAAUAGGAUUACAAAACAUGACUGUGAAUCAAAAUGCUAACGCUUUUGGCCAAUGACUGCUGGAGAUUGGCACCAGCUCUGAGGAAACACCACAAGGAUGGGCAGUAAAGGAAACAGGAGUUCAGCGAUAUGUUACGGCUCUUUGUGGAGCAGCGACGGGGUGGGAGGAGAGGAGCAGCAGAAGGCGGAGGAGGACACACUGACAGGACGCUCUGGUGAGUUUGGACAAAACUGUAGAUUGGAGCAGAAAGUAACAGAGCAGUCCAAAAGAAAGUCCAGCAUAUGGCCUGUCUCAGCGGGACACUUGGUCCUGAACCACAACUCCCCCUUAAAUCUGUGGUUUUCCCUGUUUUCUCGGAACACACAUGCGCUCCCUGCAUCCUUUGCUCAGGAAAUGAACAGGAUAGAGUCAAAAAGAAACUAAAGAGACUUUGCUUUUUGAUGGCAAACAUGACAGGGAGCAAUCCUGAAAUCCCUAAAUCCCAGCGGCUGUGUGGGUGUGCAUCAUUACAUAUAUGACGUGUUGUCCAUUACAUCAUGUAAAUUACAGUCUCCCGAAGCCCAGACUUACUAAAUCACCAAGGUGAUUUGGUCAAGAGGGUUGAAUCAACAUUACAUCUCGUCUUAUGCCUACAGGGAGCAAAAAUGUUUUCAUAGAAACCCUGAGUCUGUAUCUCCAAAGGAUAACGGACGUUUAUUUACAGGCUCUUGACAGCAGAUAAAGUACAUUUUUAAAAUAGGCUCAGUAAUUUGUUACUGAAAACAUGCAGGAGAAAUCUGCCUGCAUGUUUUUUGGGAAGCAGAGGUUUGUUUUCCAAUAAAAUUCAACACCAACUAGUGCUGAAAUUUACUGUUCAGUCAUGAGUUCAAUACAUUUUAGAAGCAGUGAGUGUUUUCGAGGAUUAGAUUAUUCCCUGCUAUGGGAAACAAGUUUGUUUCCCACAGCGGGUGAGAUUAAAGUUUGCACUAGUGUGCCAUCUAGUGGUCUUUGAAUGUAUUGUCUUAUGCAAUCAAGCAACAAAUUCACCAACCAAAUUAAGAAGAAACAAAUCCUACUGAAAGCAUGUCCAGAUAGUGUACUGUGUGUAAACUCAGUACUUGAGGCCGUUGAGGCUCCUUUUUGUGUUUGUACCUGCUGCAGCACAGCUGCCUUCGUCUCCUCUGUGUUUUAAAAUGUCCUGGUUGACGACUAAUAAAGAACAAUGAAGAAUACAAGAAAAGCAGUGGUCAGACACCAGCGUGACGUGGCUCCCCAGAUGAUCACUGAGUAUGGAAAUUUCACACUGGACUUCCAGCAACUUGGGUUUUGUGCCAACCCACUCCCCAGAGUCUGAAACUUUGAUUUUCCAAAUGGAAUGCAAAAUGUACUUUUAUCUGACCGGACUUUGGACCACUGGACUGAAACCACUGUUUCGUCCUUCUAUGUAUUAUAUACAAUAUGUGCCUAUAGCUAUAAUAUAUAGAAAUUCAGUGAAGUUAGACAGACCAAAGUUUAUUCAUAUUUCUUUUGAUAUUCCAAAUAUUUUGGAUGCAUCUGAUCUGCCCUGUCUCAGUGUAGCUGAACUUAUUAUCCUCUGCAUCAUCUCCAAGGGUCAUUUUUCACCGUCUCUACUGCGUACUUCCUUGUAUUUCCUGUCUUGUCUGGCGAAUUUGUGAGGUCAGAAGUUUAGGUGAAAACCAAUCCUCCCUCGGGAAGUACUGUAGUCACAAAAGUACAGGCAGCUAUUUAAAAACUCCUCGAUAAUGACGAGGCACGGCUGGAAUCCUGGACCGACGCUCUUUCAUUGGAAACGUGCCUCCAUUGCUCACAUGUAUAAAUUUACACAACCACUGAACAACUUACAAAAAGACAAAUUUAAUCCUUUAAAGAAUAUAUUCUGUUCAAUUCUUUUCCUCUGUCAGGUUGAAACAACGUGCUCCUGUGCGUCUUUCUCCAAAUCCAGUGUUUAUUAAUAAACCUAAACAUGUCUGGGGUCGUCAUGGUCACACAUAGCAGCACGGUGAGUGUGAGGGAAGAAGGAGGUCGGCUCAGCUGUCUUUUUCACCCUCCCCUCCUCUUAGAGUUCAUCCGCACCCCAUUCUCCCGCUCAUUCCCCAACCGCUCCGCUCUCUUUUGUCGUCUCAACUACAAACUGUUCAACUGCUUCCACACACUCACCAUCAGGAGACGCCACACUGAAAAAGGACCUGGGAUAUAUAUGCUAAUUGGUUGUUGCAGGACCUAAAGGAGAUCACUUCACCAGAACAGAGUAAAAGAAUUUGGCUAACCCAAUGGAAGACCAAGAGGAGGACUUAUCUACUGGAUUUGGGCCACUCUUUAUCAGAGAAGAAAAGGGGGAUACAGAUGGAAGCAUCGUGGAACAGAGUGAUGGUAACCAAAACCCCAAAGGGCAAAACUUCACUGGAAAACAGGGUAACCAACCAAUGCCAUACCUACAGGAAAUGGACGUCUUACUGAAAAGUUGUGAAAAGCUUACAGGUAUUCCUUUUAGAUCACGCCACAUUGAGGGUUACUCCGAAGCAAGUCUGAGUAAGUCCAGUUGGAAUCGAGGCAAAGAGGAGAUCCGAACAGAAACCCUUGUCGAAGCAAGCAGUUCUCCUCUAGACAGCAGUUCCUCCUGCUACAUUGACACACAUAUGGACCGGACUGAAACAAAAGCCGAACGGGCAGAAAGCCAAAACUUAGGCACAAUAAUCCACAGGCAUGGGACGUCUUAUCACUCAGAGAUGCCUCUAUUUUCAGUUGGCAACAACCUGUGUGCCAGCAUGGUGGAGUGUGAGGGCCAGCUGUUGGGGAUGUUGGCCAUGCUUGAAAGUUGCAUGGAGGAGGCUGGCAUGGAGUUCGAGCCACAAGAUCGGGCAGCAGACGCAGGCCAAGACUAUGUGCACAUCAGAAAGGAUCCACAACAUCCUACUGGUACAGCCCAGACCGAGGAUCAGCCAGAGAGCCAAACACUGUUGCCAGUGAAUGCUGAUUCUUUUGGCAAAGGCAAUAAUGCUUCAGAGGCUGGUGAGAUUGGAGAAGCAAUAAAUUCAGCAAGAAAAAGAAGCCCACAUGAUCAUUUGGUUGAUUGCUCAAAGGAGAGACCAGAGAGGCAAAGUAAUCUUGUAGUAGAUCAGAGGCCUGACUUCUUGUUUUCAGAUCUGCAAGUGCCUCUGGAGCAAGCAAACCAAGAUCCAGAGGUCUGUGGGGACACAAGCACUGGACAAAGGUUCAAUGAAGAGAUUGAGACUAUAGAAGACAUUGCCAAAGCAGGAAUAGAUGACAUAAACAUGACUGAAGAGAGGCAUAAAACUGAUCUUGAGUCGGACAUGAAUAGAUUGAGGUCUCAGAUGGAGGACUGCAUAGAGGAGGUGCAGCGGUUGGAGAAACGGAGGAAGGAGUUACUGUUGGAGGUGCUGCAGCUGAGAGGGCCCAGAGACGAAGAGGAUGUGGAAAGGGGAAGCAGGGACGAAGAGGAGACUGAGGAGUCGAUUGACAGAAAAGCUCUGGAGCUGUUCACUAUUCUCAGGGCAGAAGAGGAGGGAAGGCGAGAGGAGAGAAAAAGGGAGAUUCAAGGCCUCAGGGAAGAGAGGGCAGAGGAAGAGAGGAAGACAUGGAAGGUGAAUCUGGAGAGACAGGGACUGCAAGACGAACUCAGGAGGCUGAGGAGGAAGCUGUUUACUGUGGCAAGGGACUGUGCCCAGAGUCAGGCAACACUAAACAAUCAGCGCUGUGAUGUGGAGUUACUGAAGACGGAGGAGGAAAAGUUGAACUCUUUGGUGUUGCAGCUGACAGAGGAGACUUGUCAACUCAGAUCAGACCAGCAGGAACAAGUGUUGGAGCUAGAAGCAGAGCUUCAGCGCAGAAGCUCCGGACAGACCUCCAACCCUCAGGAGGACCUGACUGAGUGCAGGAGGAAUUCCUGUGAGGACGUCCAGCAGUACGUCCAGGGUGGGCUGAAAGCACUGGAAGACAGAUACGAGCCCAUUUUGGAGGCACUGCUGAAGAGAAAAGAGGCAGCGGCUGGUGCCCUGGUGAAAGCCAAAGAGCAGUCACAGGAGCUGAGGGUCCAGGUCAAACCUCUGAGGGAGGAGAUUCAGAAACUGGAGCUGGAGAGGACCUGUUUGGAGGAGAGACUCAAACUGACCUACGUGCAGAGGCAGGAGGAUGCAGGUCGCCACAAGGAAGCUGUGCGUUUUCUGGAGGAGAGAAUCCGAGAGCUGAGGACAGAGCUGGAGAUUCAGAAGAGAAAAACAAAGGACCUGGAGGAGUUGAGAGAAAACCUCACCAAGCAGCUCCUGCUUUACAGGACACCAACCGAGGUCCACCACAGCUGUGAUCAGCAAGGAAGAACAUGAUCAUGCUUUUCUUUUUGGUUGGAAAACAGCCUUGUCAUUUGUGUUGUAAUUUUGAAUUUGCAAAAGAGAGUGAGCUUCAUAGAUUUCAAGUACGCACUUUACCCAAAUUGUUUGCCUGUAAAGUAGGACGCACCAUGCAGGAAGGUUUCUGUUUCGAAUAAAGGCCUGGUGUUUCUAACA
Xiphophorus hellerii (green swordtail) is the source of this 8107-nucleotide messenger RNA. It is a transcript of the gene sync, whose product is annotated as syncoilin, intermediate filament protein. Gene Ontology annotation, cellular component: intermediate filament. NCBI's taxonomy places the organism in Eukaryota, Metazoa, Chordata, Actinopteri, Cyprinodontiformes, Poeciliidae. The transcript is spliced from 7 exons. Bases 5858 to 7927 code for a protein of 689 amino acids. The record is from RefSeq and is a predicted model, not a curated record.